This is a messenger RNA of Lingula anatina, 4910 nucleotides long. Its product is annotated as protein F37C4.5-like. NCBI's taxonomy places the organism in Eukaryota, Metazoa, Brachiopoda, Lingulata, Lingulida, Lingulidae. The record is from RefSeq and is a predicted model, not a curated record.
ACAUGAUUUCUACGAGACUUGUUCAAGCUCAAAAUGGCGGCGGAAGUUGCAGGUGCUUCAGAAACGGAGAAGGAUACGGACGGCACCUCUACUCCAAUGCAGAGAAUUUUUUCCGUCGCCGAGUGCUCCGUAGAGAGUGUCUCAGUAUAUUUGGACCGUGCAGAAGUAUGCAGGUCAAUCAAAUUGGAUGCUACACCGGGUGAUCACGAAGUGAUCGUCAAAGGCUUGUCCUGUGAAAUCGACUCGGAGUCGAUUAGGGUUGAAGGUAAAGGGCCCGCUACUAUAAGUGAGGUAUCAUUCCAAGUGAAGCAUGUUGUGCCAGACCAGGCUGAGAAAAGUGAAAAACAGAAAGAAUUAGAACAAGAACUAAAGAAGCAAGGAAAAAAGAAGGGUUUUUUAGUUGCCAGACAACAGCGGACACAGAAACAGAAAGAUGUUUUGAAUGGAUUUGCAGACAGCUUAACGAAAGAUGCAGGGAAAAAUAAGGAAGGACAGCCUGUUGCAUUGUGCGGUAUGUUGGAUGAUGGACUUCUCUCAGGGAUGAGUGGAUUUUUUGACUUCUAUGAAAAACAAGCAUCAAGGCUCGAUGAAACACUCCAUGACUUGACACAAGAGUUGGAAAAAUUGCGGCAGCAAAUUUUAGCACUACAGAGCAACCUCCGUGAUAUUCAAAACUCAUCUGGAGAAAGUAUCUCAAGGGAGGCCUCCAUUCUUGUGGAGGUAAAGGAAGCCAAGCCGGUGAAGUUAUUGGUGUCUUAUAUAGUCUACAGAGCAAGCUGGUCACCUAAGUAUGACCUGAGAGUGUUCAGUGAUGAUGGACUGAUGAAGAUCCACUAUUUUGGUCUUAUCCAGCAAGCCACAGGGGAAGACUGGGUGGAUGCCAAGCUCUCCUUGUCUACAGCGACACCUAGUGUUGGGGGCAGUGUUCCAGACUUAGGGACAUUACGACUUACUUUUAAGCCAAAAGGCCUGUAUAGAUCACCACGGAAAGCCAAACGCACAAGUGGUUCAUUCCGUUCUCAAGAGAAAAAUUCCCCCAGAACCUUGGCUCCACCAGGACAGAACUUAGGGUCUGAGGAAAUGAUGGAUGGAAUGGCAGCCAAUUUUGAUUUAGAGAAUCAUGAAGAGUCAGUAGAAAUGACAGUAGCCAGUACAGAGGUGCGGGAAAGCAUGGUUAGUGCUAGCUAUGACAUCCCUCGCUUCUCAACCAUUCCUUGUGAUAAUAAUGCUCACAAAGUAACAGUGGCCAUUUUGGAUUUAAAACCCAGUUUUUCUUACGAGUGUGUGCCAAAAAAAUCGGCCCAUGCAUUCCUGAAGGCCAAAGUGAAAAAUGACUCCGCCUAUGCACUUCUUCCUGGACCAAUGAACAUCUUCCUGGACAAUAAUUUUGUUGCCAAGAGUGAUUUAAAGUCGGUUAGUCCUUCAGAAGAAUUUUAUUGUUCAUUAGGAGUUGAUCCCUAUGUAAAAGUAGACUAUAAACCUUUGGUAAAACACCGGAACGAGGCUGGAGUGUUUUCAAAAAGUAUACAGAUGCAACACAAGCAGGUGACGUCGAUUAAAAAUACACGACAAACUUCAGUAAAACUCUUGGUCACAGAGCAACUGCCUCUUAGUUUAGAAGAAAAAAUAAAGGUGACACUUGUUGAACCCAGUAUAAAACAUCCAGAGAAGCAGGAGAAGAACAGACCUGUGAGGGUGAACAGGGCAAAUAACAUAGAGUGGGAGUUAGAAAUUCCUCCUAGCGAGACAAAGGAACUGGUGCUUAGAUACACUGUGGAAUAUCCAUCUUCAGAAGAACUAGAAGUGGCUCCAGAGGGGAGUCACCAGUGGUAGCCCUCACAGAAAAAAGGUCAUGUGGCAGAAAGGUCAAGGUCAAUGCAGAAAAUUUAUAUUUUAUUUAUUUUUUUUUGCCUCAAAAUUAAUGUUGAAAACUCAUUUUAAGUCUUGGAAAUUAUCUUGGAUCAGUGAAUUGGAAGUGGCUGGCAAAAUUCAAGUCCAUGUAAAACAAUACAUAGAUAGACAUAGAAUUAGACCUUAUGAAGAAUUUCUAAUUGUCCUUCAGCCAUUUCUGUCAAGUGACCCUGUGUGGUAGCCAUUUCUAUAUUGUGUCUUGAACUAACACCAAGCAAGUGCCUACAGGUAUGUUCUAUUUUUCAUCUCUGGGUGCAAUUGUGAAUAGAUCUAUGCAAAUCACUGACACCCUGUGACAUAAUGGUCAUCAAUGUGUAUAGGUAAAAUGAUAUUAUUGCAACAAAUUUCUUGAGUUCACUUUUGGUCAACAGGCGCUUUAUUAUUGAACUCUUUUGCAUCGUGUAAGAUGAUCAGGGACAAGUGAAAGCAGUAACUAUGCCAGUGGAUUAAACUCCAUGUGCCAUUUUAUGUAUCACAAUUAUGAAAAAUCUAAAAUGGAAGAAAAGCAUAUCUGGGUGGGAUCAUUAUGCUGAAUAGUUUCAUUUUUGGAGGCAAUCCCAUUAUCUAAAGGGUAAAAUAUCUCUGCUUAGGUAUAACUUUAUAUAAAAGGUAUAAAGGCAGUAAGAUGAUUUAGUAAUUUUUGUAUAUUCAUCAUACCCAUAUGAUGUAUGUAUAAUGCAUUUUUUUGCUUAUUUAUUAUUAUUGAUUCACAAUGGUGCUGGUCGCUUUGGGCUUCCACAUUACCCAGGUAAUGAGAUACAUAUUAUACAUAGUAUAAGAAGACUAACAAAUUAUUAUUAUACAAAAAUGCUUUAAGCCAAGAUGCAUUAAAGACUUGUACAGAUAUUAGUAGUAUAUGACUGUAGUUACAAUUUCAGGUGUUAGAAACACUCCUUGUUCAAAGUAUAAUUAUGUAUUCUUUGAACAGUUUGCAGAGGUUGUUAAAUAAGUGGAUAGAUGUGAAAAAAAUGGUAGUACUAGAGUGCUCAUUAUCUGUGAGCUGUACUGUAGAAGCAGUUUGUAGUUAGUAUGGUAUCUUGGUUUACUUGAAGUCUGCUUCCUAAAUAUGCCAGUUAAGUACAGAGAAAUUUGAAAAAUCUAAAUUAUUAUACUGAAUCAAUUUAUAUAAGGAGUAUGUAAGGUUUUUAUUGGUUAUACCAAUAUUAUUUUACGCUAGAGAUUUUAUGUUUGUCAAGAAUUUGGAUUAAAAAAAUAAUAAUUUGUAUUGUUUUAAGUGUUUGGGAAAAAAACUUUUGCAAAAUGGCAUUGUAUGAAAUGACAUAUACAAACUUCUUUGAUAUAUAUCAGUAUAUAAAUCUGGUCGCAUUUAUGAUUUUUAGUUGGUAAACCCUAAGUCAUGACUUUUCAUGAGGAGUUUUGCUUUUAAAAUUAAAAAAGGAAAGUUUAAAUGUCAGUCAAUUCUCAUUUUUAAAAGGCAGCUAAAUGAAUGUGUAGAUUGUUUUAUCUGCAUAGAAAACUUUGCCAAUGUGUGCAAUAAAAGAUGAUACUCAUAAGAACUAUAAAUAUAUAUAGAGUUGAAGGCAUGGUUACUAAAUAAGAUUUGGAGCUUUCUUUUUAUUAUUAUAUAUGCAGAUGUGCAUAAUGUAGAAAAUGAUAAUGAUUCAGUAGCUACUUGCAAUAUCAAAUGAUUUACAAAUUCAAUAUUGUUUCAUUAUUCAUUAUAUGAAUUUUCUCUAAAUUUUUUUUAUUUGAACCAAGCUGGCUUUUGAGAAAUUUUAAAUUACCAACAUGUCAAAUCUGUUUGAAUAUUUCCAAGUAGUUACUGUAUUUACAAUAUUUGGGGGCAGACCAUAAAUCAGAUACCAGUACAGUGAUGAACUUUGGUGUUGUACAUGGUAGAGGUAGAUACUGAAUGAAUAAUUUGUUGUUCAUGUGAAAUUAUUUGGGUAAUAAAUUAAAAAAAAUCUCUGAAUCUCAGUUCUACAUUUGCUCAGUAAGUGUGGUAGUCUGUUAUCAGUUAGAAGAUUCGCAGUAUUCACAGUUCAGAAUUUAUCUGUCUGCGCUGUGGUGUCUGAUGGAUCAUGUCACUUGUUUGCAGGGAUCAUGUAAAUUUUUUUUUUUUAAUUUUGAUUUCUUACCAGAUUUUUUCAUUAAAAAACUUGCCAAAUGACAGUUUUAGUUGAAUUGACCUAAUUUUAUUGAUGUAUUUACCACCAGUUAUUUGUUUUACUAGAAUUUGCCCUUCACAUGUUCUGAUGUCAGGAUUGGUUUGCUAAGAUAUUUCAAUUAAUAUACUGUUAUCAUUUUGUUUACAAGUCAUUCAAUCCAAUAAAAAAGUUGGACAUAUCUUGUGAUCAGCGAAGCAGUGGAAAUUAUUUUGGAAUUUUAAUAUUAUCUACAGAUUUCAUUCAGAGGACAUUUUAAAUAUUGAUUGUAAACUGUGAAUUCAAAGCUCUUUAUUGGUUAUGCACAUUUAGUUAAGAAGUUUUUUCUUAAACUUUGCUUUGCCUAAGCAAACACUGAGUUGUAUGUAUAAUCACAUAAAUGUUUUCUAACAAACUGAAAAAGAUAAAGAAAUUUUCCCAUUGUUUUAUUUUAUGUUGGGAGAUGAACUUGUGAAACAAAAUUAAAACAUGAUGACCACUGCAAACUGUCUUGAGAUUUCUACUUUAUAUAUCAGUUAAGUGGAGUAACUGUAUCAAAGAAUUAACACUUUAUUUUUAUUAGUUAACUUGGUUUUGGUGCUUUGAAUCACAAAACAUUUUGUUGUUGGGGUAGUACUAAGUACUUAUGACAUUGUAUAUAUGUACUCAACCUGAUAUAUUGUUUGUGUUGGCAGGUCCUUUUGAAUAAUUUUAUACAUCGUGUUGAUAUUUUGUUUUGAAAUUUCACCUUGUUUUCUGACAAGUCAAUGUGUUUUUAAACAUCCGAACAUGUUCUGUACAAGUAAAUUUGGUAGAGAUUUCCAGGCAAAGACAUUAGUCUUGCCACAUUCAUCAGAUUCCUGUGAACCCAAAUAAACUUAUUUUUUACUUUUA